AGGUCUCCUCAGGCAAAGUCUCUCCACCCAUUUUUUCCCCUCAGCGCGGUUCAUCGACCCACUUCAUCCGCCUCCUGCUUCCUACUCGCCCGCUGAAGAUCCACUAUUCACCGGACCAGCCUGCACCACGACCGGGGACCACUCGUCUACCUCUUCUUUCUGACUUGCACUGCGGGAAGCCGUCUGAAAUCCUCCGGCUGCUCCAAACCAGAAGUGCAAACCACAGGAAUCUGUCUGUGGGUGUGUGUGAGUCUGUGUGUGAGUCUGUGUGUGUGUGUGUGUGUGUGUGUGUGUGUGUGUGUAUAGCUCCGUAGGCCUCCGCAGCUCUCAGCAUGUAUCAGGCGGUGAGGAAGGUGUUUUUCACGGACUGUCGCUGUGCAGAUGAGUCGAGCACGUACGAGACGCUGUUCUCCAAACUGGACACAAACAAAGAUGGGAAGGUGGAUGUGUCCGAGCUGAAGGCCGGACUGGCCGCCAUGGGCAUCCAGACUGGGAGGGCAGCCCAGAAAAUAGUUUCUUCAGGAGACAAAGACAAAAAUGAAGGGCUCGACUUCGGAGAGUUUUCCAAGUACCUAAAGGAUCACGAGAAGAAGCUACGGCUGACCUUCAAGAGCUUGGACAAAAACAACGAUGGUCGAAUUGACUACAUGGAGAUUAAGCAGUCUCUGGCUGAUCUGGGGAUGGAUAUCAGCAAAGUGGAAGCAGAGAAGAUCCUCAAAAGUAUCGACGUGGAUGGCACCAUGACUUUGGACUGGAAUGAGUGGAGGGAGCACUUCCUGUUUAACCCAGCAACCAACCUGCAGGAGAUUGUCCGCUACUGGAAGCACUCCACGGUGCUGGACAUUGGGGACAGUCUCUCCAUCCCAGACGAGUUCACAGAGGAGGAGAAGACGACUGGGAUCUGGUGGAGGCAGCUGUCGGCAGGAGCCAUGGCGGGCGCUGUGUCCCGUACGGGAACCGCCCCGCUGGACAGGAUGAAGGUCUUCAUGCAGGUUCAUUCUUCUAAGAGCAAUAAAAUCAGCCUGGUCGGUGGUUUCAAGCAAAUGGUGAAAGAAGGAGGCUUCGCGUCUCUGUGGAGAGGAAACGGAAUCAACGUCCUGAAGAUCGCCCCGGAGACGGCCAUUAAAUUCAUGGCCUACGAGCAGUUUAAGAAGAUGCUGGCCAGUGAACCAGGGAAGGUCCGGACCCACGAGAGGUUCUUGGCUGGAUCGAUGGCUGGAGCCACGGCACAAACGGUCAUCUACCCCAUGGAGGUGAUGAAGACCCGUCUGACGCUGAGGAAGACCGGGCAGUACUCAGGGAUGCUUGACUGUGCCAAGCAAAUCGUGAGAAAGGAGGGACUGAAGGCGUUUUACAAGGGCUACGUCCCUAAUAUUAUUGGCAUCAUUCCCUACGCUGGAAUCGAUCUGGCGGUGUACGAGAGCUUGAAGAACUUCUGGCUGUCCCGCUACGCCAAAGACACGGCCAACCCGGGGAUUCUGGUGCUGCUCGGCUGUGGAACCUUAUCCAGCACGUGUGGCCAGUUAGCCAGCUACCCCCUGGCUCUGAUCCGCACCAGGAUGCAGGCACAAGCCUCUAUUGAGGGCUCCGAGCAGCUGCCGAUGAACCUCAUGGUGAAGAAGAUUGUGGAGAGGGAGGGCUUCUUUGGACUUUACCGCGGCAUCCUGCCCAAUUUCAUGAAGGUCCUCCCGGCCGUCAGCAUCAGCUACGUGGUGUACGAGUACAUGCGGGACGGCCUGGGGAUUCAGAAGUAGGCAACAGAGUCAACUGUGACGACCAGAGUGAAAAAGUUAAUGCUAGGGUUGUGUGAAAAAAGCAAGAGCAGGCGACAAUGUAGCCGUUUUCAGGAAAGACCUCCAGAGAAUGUCCGCUCAAUUGGGUGCGGACCUUCUCCGGAGUUUGCCUUUCACUCAUUCAUCAACUUCGGCUUCAUUUCUGGAUGGUGGGGGGGAAGUGGAGACAUGUCUUCCAUCUUUAUUUACAGUUUACGGUCUCAUGGUCGACUGAUUUAACAGCCGAUCAACCUAAUGUGGAUAUUUUCCGAAGCACAGACACUUGGAGAGGUUUAUUUGUUGGUUUGAGUAGAUGAGUCAAUGAAGUAAUUUUAAGUGUGGGUCGUGUUUAACGUUUGACCAAAAAGCACCUUAUCGUACCGUUCUUCUUCCUAAUGGGAAACACAAUGUUCUCACUGUCUGUUCUCUGUGAUUAGUGAAAGUAGUCAGACCAAAUGUUGGAAAGCUUCAAUUCGUCCAGAUCUUAACGCAAGGCCGUUUUUACACAUCGGAACCUCGCUGUCAUGUUUGAGAAAGACACAUCUUCUGGGAAUGGAUUUCACUUUGAGUGUCGGCCUCCAUUUUACAGGAGAAUAUUGUUUAGACCUUUUUAUUGAGUUCGGUAAACGGGGGAGUAGAGAUGUGCCUUAUGAGAUGAUUCUCUGACGUCUGUGAACGUCUCCACCCUCACACUGUCUUGCCUUUCUUUCCAAUAUUUGGUGAAUUUGACGAUGGUGUUUACAGUAAUAAAAUAUUUCAUUACAAAAAGGA
Hippoglossus stenolepis (Pacific halibut) is the source of this 2543-nucleotide messenger RNA. RefSeq names its product solute carrier family 25 member 24 (gene slc25a24). Bases 333 to 1754 code for a protein of 473 amino acids. Gene Ontology annotation, cellular component: mitochondrial inner membrane. The transcript is spliced from 10 exons. Gene Ontology annotation, biological process: transmembrane transport. Lineage: Eukaryota; Metazoa; Chordata; Actinopteri; Pleuronectiformes; Pleuronectidae. Gene Ontology annotation, molecular function: ATP transmembrane transporter activity; calcium ion binding. The record is from RefSeq and is a predicted model, not a curated record.